This is a messenger RNA of Drosophila innubila, 789 nucleotides long. RefSeq names its product protein cornichon homolog 4 (gene cnir). Gene Ontology annotation, biological process: endoplasmic reticulum to Golgi vesicle-mediated transport. Gene Ontology annotation, cellular component: endoplasmic reticulum membrane; COPII-coated ER to Golgi transport vesicle. Lineage: Eukaryota; Metazoa; Arthropoda; Insecta; Diptera; Drosophilidae. The coding region runs from base 103 to 576 and encodes 157 amino acids. The record is from RefSeq and is a predicted model, not a curated record. The transcript is spliced from 4 exons.
AUGUGAGCCAAUUAAAAAAAACAAUAGCGAAAAUGUCGCAAAUUAUUUAUAUGAAUUAAUUUAAAGCUAUUUCUAAGUAAAAAGUGAAUCUCUAGUGCAAUUAUGUUUCUGCCCGAAACAGCUGUAUUCUGCAUUACGCUACUGGUUUAUGGCGCCAUACUUUUGCUAUUAAUUUACUAUGUGUUAACGCUGGCCGACUUGGAGUGUGACUAUCUAAAUGCCCAGGAAUGCUGUCGACGCCUAAACUUCUGGGUUAUACCUAAAUUUGGAUCCCAUGCGUUACUCUGCUUCCUUCUGCUCAUCUCCGGCCACUGGGUAAUGUUUGUGCUCAAUCUGCCAAUGGUCGUGUGGCUGUUUUAUGAGCUACAUCGACAGCGUCGGGACAGCCUCGGAGUCUACGAUCCCGUCGAUAUACACAGUCGUGGUCUGCUGAAGGUGCACUUAAGGAACUGUAUGAUCUACCUCGGCUACUACUUUAUCAUGUUCUUCGUUGGUUUGUACUGUCUUAUAUCAUCGCUAAUUAAAGGAGAUCCCAUCAAGCGCUACGAGGAUGAUGAAAUCGUCACGGGUUUCUAAUAGUUCGGGAGGGCUUCCAAGUACACAACUAUCUAUAUAAGCAAACUAGUCGCACAACAGACAAGAUCAUAAUUUGUUCGAUCUGCAUUAUGUUUGACCAAUUCACAAUUUAUACACCAAGUCAAGUCAUUAGCUUGUAAUCAUAAUCAUCUUACUAUUUAUUUCAUAACCUAGCAUCUUCAGCCAUUAAAGCGUAUUCGAAUACAUCACAAA